AUGGGGGCGCGCGGACGCCUUGCCCUGCUGCCUCUCGCCCUGCUGUGCUUGCUCGUCCUCGCUCUGGGCCUCCCGGUCUUGGGCGCCCCGCCACGCCUCAUCUGUGACAGCCGAGUCUUGGAGCGGUACAUCCUGGAGGCCAAAGAGGCCGAGAAUGUCACGAUGGGCUGUGCCGAAGGCUGCAGCCUGGGGGAGAACAUCACCGUGCCGGACACCAAGGUCAACUUCCACCACUGGAAGAAGUCGGAGGCUGGGCGGCAUGCUGUAGAAGUCUGGCAGGGCCUGGCUCUGCUGUCGGAAGCCAUGCUGCGUAGCCAGGCCCUGCUGGCCAACUCCUCCCAGCUGCCGGAGACCCUGCAGGUGCACGUGGACAAGGCUGUCAGUGGCCUGCGCAGCCUCACUUCCCUGCUCCGGGCACUGGGAGUCCAGAAGGAAGCCGUCUCCCCUCCAGAGGCCGCCUCCUCUGCAGCUCCUCUCCGCACAGUCGCUGCUGACACCUUGUGCAAGCUUUUCCGCAUCUACUCCAAUUUCCUCCGGGGGAAGCUGAAGCUGUACACGGGGGAGGCCUGCAGGAGAGGGGACAGGUGA
Messenger RNA from Oryctolagus cuniculus (rabbit), 588 nucleotides. RefSeq names its product erythropoietin (gene EPO). Lineage: Eukaryota; Metazoa; Chordata; Mammalia; Lagomorpha; Leporidae. Gene Ontology annotation, biological process: erythropoietin-mediated signaling pathway; positive regulation of cell population proliferation; positive regulation of Ras protein signal transduction. Gene Ontology annotation, cellular component: extracellular region. Gene Ontology annotation, molecular function: protein kinase activator activity; hormone activity; erythropoietin receptor binding. The record is from RefSeq and is marked provisional.